AUGAGCGGAAAAAGCUUAGUUGAUGCUGGCCUCCAGCGGGAAGCCGAGGCACUAUUCUCCAACACAGACGAAAUCCUCAUAGCUGCUUUUUGUGUUUUAAAAGUUAGGCAGCAGGGAGAAUCUACGGGAGCGCAGCUGCUGAAGGCUCUCGGCGGGAAGACCUUUCUCGCCAAGGAAGCCCCCCAGCCGCGGCUGCUGUGUCUCACCGUUCGCCGCAGCAAACAGUCCCGCAGCUUUAAACCCAUACUCCAUACCUGCAAACCCGCCGGCGAGCACGCCACCACCGGGUUUCCGCCGCCACCACCGUCGGUUGUAACAGCGGCAGGCGGCGGCGGAGGGGGAGCAGGCAGCAGCACGGCCGCGACCGCGGCAGCCACCGCCGCCGUCGCGGCUAGCAAAUCCCACCCCCUCAAAAGCAUUACGGAGAUUGUCGUACCGGCCUACAAGUACGAACACAAUCCCGUACAUCUGCUGGAGCUGCGUUUUAGCGACAGCGGCAGUUACAGCACUCGCGGUGAGGUGGUUAAUCAGUUUAAGUUCCGGAGCCACGAGGAGUUACAGCUGGUGCUGGCACUGUUGGUUAACCUCCUCAGGCAAUACAGCAGCAAGCUCCCGCGCUUCACGGGUGCCGAUGUGGGGGAGGUGGAUACCUGGUGGCUCAGUCACCAGGGAGGGGUGUUGCCGGCUCUGGGCGCCUUCGCGAGGGAGGUGCUGCUGCCGGGCGGAGGAGGAGGUGCUGGGGGGGUUGGGGGCGGCGGCGGUGGCGGCGGCGCCCGUGUAUUGCUGAGCGCUAAGGAGGAGAGGGAUUUGGAGGAGCUGUUGGAUAUGUUCGCGAUGGGGGUGGGGGAUGUGGCGGAGUUUGAGGAGCGGCUGGCGGCGGAACACGAGGCGCUGGAGGCUGCCAACGUGCACUCCAUUAUGGUGGCGGUGCCGGCGGCGGAGGCGGUGGUGGCGCAGAUACGCAAGACCCAGGGGCUGCUCGAGGACCUGGACGAGUACCUCACCGUGUUCGACACCAAGCUGCGCCACAUGCGUGAGGACAUAGCCGCCAUAGAGAGCUCCAACAACAGCCUGGAGCUGCAGAGCAGGAACAACACACGACUGCUCAACACACUGCAGGGGUUGCUGUCCGAUCUGCGGCUACCGCCGGACGCGGAGGCGGCGCUGGAGUCCCCCCCGUUUGGAAAAGACAGUCGCCUGGUCCUCAUCACUCGAGCCGCCUGGCAGCUUGCGUCCAAGCUGAGGCGCCUGGACCCCUCCGCGCCGGGCUGUCUGUCGCUCUACUUGCUGCAAAUGCGGGUGGCGCAGGAGGCCCGUGAGGCUCUGGAGUCUCUAGCUUCCCGCUUCGUGACCCGAGCUCUGGCCCACCUGAAGGCCGUGUUCAAUGCGAGUGUGGAGGAGGUGGUGGCGGCACUGGCGGCGAACACGGACAAGGCUUCCCGACUGGCGCCCCCAUCCCACGACCGCCUUCGCUCCGCCAUGAGCCGCCACAGCGAGCUGGUGCGAGUGGUGGCAGCCCUAGACCCCGCGGCCAUGGCCCGACUACACGCCGCGUACUGCCAGCCCAUGAACAUGCUGUUGCGGAAGGAGCUUCGUGUCAGUGUGGCGGAGCUUCGGAAGGCGGCCUCCCUGGAUAUGCAGGCCAACCCCAUUGACUACAGCCUGACCAGCAGCAGCAUGGCGAAGGCUGCGGGGGUGGCUGGCAGUGUGAUGGGCAGCAGGGGCCCGGGGGGCAGCGUGGUGAGUGAGGGGGGAGGGGAGAGGAGAGGAAGGGGAGGGGGAGGGGGGGGAAAUCGAGGGCGGUGGAGCGGCGGCGGAUAUGACCCCCUCAACAUGGCCAUACCUCUGCAUGAGGCCUGGCAGGGGCUGCUGGAGGGCUACCUGCCGCACCUGCUGGCGGAGGCGGAGGGGGCGGCGGCCUUCCUGAUGCUCAGAAAGCGAGAUAUCAAGGGCGCGGAAGGGACGGGGAGGGGGCGUAAGAAGAAGGGCCGUCGGCGAGUCGAAGAGGAUGCAGCGGGGCUUGCCGGCGUCAGUGGCGGCGGCGGCGGCGGCAUUGGCGGUGUGACGGCGCUGCCGCCGCCGCCACUGCCGGCGGGAGGUCCGCUGACGCGCGAGGGCCGCACGGUCGAGGAGGCAAUGCUGGCGGGUGUGGAUGCGGAGUUCAUGGCCCUGGUAGACCUGACCGCCAAAUCGCACCAAGUGCUGUGUCUGCCCAUGAUGUCCAUGGCGACUCAGUGCAUCAAUGCCCUCGCGACCCGUGGGUCAGUGGCGCUGCCGCUGCGGCUGGUGCUGGCUGCCUGCCAUGCCCGGCUGCGGUCUCACUUUGGCCGUUUCGUGGAGCACCAGCAGGCGGCAGUCGAGAGCUAUGGAGUGAAGCUGGCGGCGUCUGGGAGUGCCAAGUCCCACCACGUGGUCAACUUCAUCGCCCAGUUCGCCCUCAUGGCGCACCACAUGGAGGUCAUGCUCACCUACAGCAUCGACGCCCUCCUGGCGCAGCUGUCCGGAGGCGCCGCCGCGGCGGCGGAAGAAGGCGGCGGCGGUGGCGGCGGUAGCUCCGUGACCGCCAGACCCGCCGGUGCAGGCGCCGCCAGGUCCACUGGCACUGGCGGUGGCGGUGGUAGCGGUAGUGAUGCGGAGGACGAGGUGGAAGAUGAGGAGACUUCCCGACGGCGGCAGCUUCUACAGACGGCGGCGGGUUGGCAGGUCCGCCAGGAGGUGGAUGCUAUUUAUGCUAAGCUGGUGGGCCUUAUGUUCGCCUCCCUAGAGCGAAUCGCGGCUGCCGACUCCAAGCACGGUGACCGCCUGCGUGCCGAGAACUACGCAUAUUUCGUGGAAGCGGUACGGCCGCUGGUACGGCAUGUGGCAGCGCUGGAGCCGUACAUGGUGCAGGCGGAGACCAAGCAGGAGGAGGCAGUUCAGCGCUACGUGGCGGCCCAGCUGCAGUACACGGCGCUUUGGCGGCUGCUGGAGGCGAGUGAGCGGAUCGACCAGCUGCUGCAGGUGGUCAGUCCAGGGGAGGUCGCGUACCAGGCGGACUUCUCGGCGGGGGAGAUGCGGAGCCUCAUCACGACGACCAUGAAGGAUGUGGAUAAGAAGGUCCAGAAGAUGUACGCACGCGUCAAGAAGCACCUGGGCAACACAAACCUGUCGUUCCGAGUUUGGGAGCGAAUUCACGAGCAACUCAUCGAGAGGUGCAAAAUCAGUGAUGAUUUGCACACAGUGGUCAAUCCCAAACGUUUCAGCAACGUGUGCGGCACAGUGCCGAUACUCGGUGCAUCCAGCAUCUUUAGCGCAUAAGUACUCACAACAGCACACGCGGAAUACCAGGCUGACACGCGACGUCCCUCCAUGAAAGCAGCACACACCCUCUGUCCACCCACUGACCUGUGCACCCGCCAUUGCAACCAGUAUUAAAUUCAUCCAGUAGUAUGCGUGAGCAUACAGCAAAAUGAACAGCAAAAUGAACAAUACAAGCUCAUACGCUCAAGGCCCCAUACUUGUCCUCCCAGCUAUUGAUGCAGCCGGACGGGGAGCAUUCAUAGCACAGGAAGUCCGCAGCUGCGUUUAGCCAUUUGAGAAUUCACGCACUCUUGAGGCGCGCUCUCAACUUGGGUAGACGGUUUUGGAGACAAUCGCGAUGUGAUGGCAGCGGUUUCACGCUGUUGACGGACCGGCGUGCUUCUUGACGAGGGCCUUCAGCUUCUCAUUAGAAGCGCCAACAAGCUCAUCAACCUUGGCGCCAUUCAC
Molecule: messenger RNA, 3747 nt
Organism: Volvox carteri f. nagariensis
Lineage: Eukaryota; Viridiplantae; Chlorophyta; Chlorophyceae; Chlamydomonadales; Volvocaceae
Exons: 22
Coding region: 1-3297 (1098 amino acids)
Biological process (GO): exocytosis; Golgi to plasma membrane transport
Cellular component (GO): exocyst; plasma membrane
Molecular function (GO): phosphatidylinositol-4,5-bisphosphate binding
Source: RefSeq, a predicted model, not a curated record